This is a messenger RNA of Lepisosteus oculatus (spotted gar), 1162 nucleotides long. Lineage: Eukaryota; Metazoa; Chordata; Actinopteri; Semionotiformes; Lepisosteidae. The record is from RefSeq and is a predicted model, not a curated record.
UCGCGCUUCUGCUCCCAGGACUGCCAGGAGGACUUCCUGGUGCGCUCCAGCCAGGCCCACAUGAGGGCCCGCGUCCUGGCGACGGAGCGCGGCGUGUGCCAGCAGUGUGGCCUCGGAGCCCAGGAGCUGUACCAGCGUGUCCGGGACGCCCCCCCCGCCCGCCGGAAGGAGAUCCUGGAGAGCAGCGGCUUGGCACAGCUGCCCCUCCGCCAGCUGAACGAGAUCAUCCGUGACCCAGCGGAAGGGCAGUUUUGGCAGGUCGAUCACAUCAGGCCUGUGUACGGCGGAGGAGGACAGUGCUCCCUGGACAACCUGCAGACACUGUGCACGCUCUGUCACAGGAAGAGAACUGCACAGCAAGCCAAAGAGAGGAGCCAGAUGAAGAGAAGCAUGGCAGCAUCAAAACUUGCUUCAGAUAUAACCCGAUUUUUCAUUAAGAAAUAACAGGCUGUCUGGGGAAAGCGGGGCUCUCGUCUGUCAGAGCAGAAGGACGCAGCUCAGCCUGGUGCAGAGUGCCGAGAAACAGGACCCGGUUUACCUCUCGAGCAGGUUAAGCAGAUUCGGACCCUAAAGCAGGGACACCACGGUCCCUUACAGACCUUUCCGAUUGACUUGUUUUCUGACUGGAAUGAAAGAUGUGGUGUGUGCACCCAUGCUGUACCUUAGGAGGGACUAUAACAGCCUAAAGCUUAGAUGUUCAGAAGAUGCUCCGAUGCUUUUGUUGGGCACUUGCUUGAUUGCACUCCUGUCUCAUCAUCUCCUUCUUGCAGUUUUCUCCACUUGAUGUGCUCGGAAUGUUUGAUAGGUAAACGUACAUCCCUCUGGAAUAAUGUGCCAAAUUCCGUAAGCGGCUGUUGUCUGUGGAGUAAAACACUAACUGGUGAGCCCCCCAGCUUGUAAAUGAAAGAGUUAUCCCUUUAUCCGUUCUUACGCCUUGUACUGGAGUGGAACUAGAAGGUUCAAGAUUUAGUUGUUUUUAACAUGAAAAUGCAAAAAAAAAAAACUCUGGCAGCACCUAGCAAAUUUUAGUUCAACUUUAGUUUUGCAAAGUUAUUCUGAAAUAAGAAUUCCUUUUAACUGGUAGAUGAUGUUUACAAAAGUCUGAGCUUUGCUUGUCAAGAAGACAUUUCUGUAGUCAAAUAAAAGUCUGAAUCACUCAAUA